AUGAGAGAUCCGAAGGCCACCGCGGCGGCGGCGGUGACGCUCCCGGAGGACGUCGUGCUGGAGAUCCUCGCGCGUGUGCCGGACGUGGCCGACCUCUUCCGCUGCGCCGUGGCGUGCAAGCGCUGGCGCGUGCUCGUGGCCGACCGGCCGUUCCUGCGCCGCCGCUGGCCGGACCACGCGCGCCACCCUUCGUCCCUCCUCGGCUUCUUCGGCCAGGAUUGGUGGAGAGAGGACGUCCCCGCUCCUCUGCCGGACUUCGUGCGCGCGCCGCGAUCAGUCCUCGGCCCCGGCCGUCCCUUCCUCGGCUCCUUGGUCCCCGGCGCCGCCGGGCUCUUCGACCGCGCCGUGCCGCUCGCCUCGAACCGCGGCCUCCUCCUCGUGCGCUACGUUCCACGCGGCGGCGACCCUCACAUGGACGGCACGGAGCCGACCGUCGACCACCUCGCUGUCUGCAACCUGCUCUCCGGCACGUGCGACCUGCUUCCGCCGCUGCAGUGCGGCCGGUUCUCCAACUACCUCGACACGAGCGCCUACGCCGUCCUAACCGGCGCAGACUGCUGCCCGAGGAGUGGCCAUCCGCCGUGCCCGCCGGCGAAGAAACCCCUUUUCAAGGUGCUAAUCAUCGGCAUCAGCCAGGACGGCAUGCGGUACGACCUCCACACGUUCUCGUCCGGCGAGCCGAGCUGGAGCGCGCCCACCAAGUGCUUCAACCCGAUAGAGCACCGCAUCUUCGGACCGAUCAUGCAGCGCGACGCCGUCGUGCGCCGCGGCACGGUGCACUGGCUGCUCUGGGACAUGGUGAACUUCCACGCCCUCAACGUGGACGCCAUCACCGGACGCGUCUCCUUGCACAUGCUCCCGGCUCCACGGCCGCAAGACCUCGUCCGCUGCAUGUAUGACAACCCACGGCUGAGCGUUGCCGCUGACGGGACGACGCUAUCGUCCCUUUGUUUGUUCCGGGAAGACCUCACAGUGGAGAUCUGGACAUGGCGGGACGACGGGGACGACGACGGAGAGAGGGGUCACUGGAGCCGCGAUAGGGUGGUGGAGCUGCGACGGCCCAAGCAGAAGCAGAUCGACGGACCCUUGUGCAUGUGUAUGGGAGAGAGGAGCGGCACGAUGCUCGUCAGGGCCGACGGCCGGUGCAUAUACCUCGCGGAUCUUGAGAGCGGUGUGCUGGAGGAGGUGACCGAUCAGUUCUGUGGCAUCGCCGGCUGGAAGACGGCGUUCCCCGUGGAGAUUGAUUGGCCGGCUUUCUUCAUGCAUCGGCUCGGCGGAAAGUCGACUGUCUAAUUUGGCGAUGACAAGUGCUGCAGAGACUUCACGAAGAGACAAAGUUUCAAUAAAGCUUUAUUUGCUACUCCAAAACGUUUUAUAAAUGGGAACAGAGAAAGCACUAUAUAUGCUUCAUGUUUUGCG
Molecule: messenger RNA, 1419 nt
Organism: Lolium rigidum
Lineage: Eukaryota; Viridiplantae; Streptophyta; Magnoliopsida; Poales; Poaceae
Exons: 2
Coding region: 1-1293 (430 amino acids)
Molecular function (GO): protein binding
Source: RefSeq, a predicted model, not a curated record